Hemiscyllium ocellatum (epaulette shark) is the source of this 987-nucleotide messenger RNA. RefSeq names its product lactosylceramide 4-alpha-galactosyltransferase-like. Gene Ontology annotation, molecular function: acetylglucosaminyltransferase activity. Bases 1 to 987 code for a protein of 328 amino acids. Lineage: Eukaryota; Metazoa; Chordata; Chondrichthyes; Orectolobiformes; Hemiscylliidae. The record is from RefSeq and is a predicted model, not a curated record. Gene Ontology annotation, biological process: protein O-linked glycosylation. The transcript has 2 exons.
AUGAAAGUACAGAAGAAAUUUUGCCUGGCCACCUUGCUUGUGUUUGCUUGCAUUAUCCUGUACAGACAACCUCAGCUCAUCAUCAACUUUGAACAAAUGAUUGGUAAACUUGAUAUUGUUUAUCCCAGCCCAGAUACAACCCCUGGGAUCAUGUUUGUAGAUUCCACCAAUGAAGUGGCUCCCUCAGCAUUGGCCAUUUGCUCCAUUGAGUCAGCUGCUCAUGCGAAUCCUGAGAAACCCAUUUAUUAUUUCCUGGUGGGAUUCAAUGGGAAUUUAUCUGACUAUCCAGAUCAGCCCACAACCUUCCAAAUUCUUUUAGCAAUGAAAAACGUCAUCCUCUUACCUUUGAACCUCAAAACACUCUUCGCAAACACACCAUUCGAUGGCUGGUAUCAACAGGUGAUUCCUGACUUGGAACAAUAUUGGGUUCACGUGCUCUCAGAUGCCUGCAGACUGGCUCUGCUGUGGAAAUAUGGUGGUAUCUACCUGGACACAGACAUCAUAUCCUUAAAGCCACUGCCUUUCACAAAUUUCAUCUGUGCCCAACAGGAAAACCUCGCGAAUGGUGCAGCCCUGGGAUUUAGCCAACACCACAACUUCACACAGAACUGCAUGAUUGAUUACGUCAAUAAUUACCAGGGUGAAAUCUGGGGUCACCAAGGCCCCUUGUUAAUGAGCCGUGUAUUGAGAAGGUGGUGUAAGACUGAUGACCUGGAUGAGUUUGUUGGUGCAAAGUGUAAUGGCAUUUCUUACCUGCCUUCCACGUUCUUCUAUCCGAUUCCAUAUGACGAGUGGGAAAAAUACUUUGAACAUUGGUCACUGGAGGAUAUCAGAGCCACUUUCUCAGAUACAUAUGGGGUACAUAUCUGGAAUUUCUUAAGCUCUGGGUAUCAGGAUGAUAUAAAUGAUGGGAGAGGAGUACUACUAGAAUACUUUUUCCAUAAAUAUUGUCCAAGAACAUUCAAGGCUUUUUACAAAAAGCGAUGA